Theileria parva strain Muguga is the source of this 730-nucleotide messenger RNA. RefSeq lists its product as uncharacterized. The record is from RefSeq and is a predicted model, not a curated record. Bases 228 to 716 code for a protein of 162 amino acids. NCBI's taxonomy places the organism in Eukaryota, Apicomplexa, Aconoidasida, Piroplasmida, Theileriidae. The transcript has 6 exons.
UCCUAACCCGAUCAACUUUGGCAUUUAUUUCCAAAAUCCCAUUUUUAACAAUUAUUUUUCACUAAAAUGACAUAAUUAUAUAAUUACUGUGUGACAAUGUUGUAGUGCCUUUUUCUUCCCGGAAUGUUCAAAGCCUACGGUAAAUCAGGCGCAAAAUCAAGCUCCACCACCGUCAUCGCCACUCUCACAACAAUACUGCAACACCUACUCCAACACCUCUCUUAAAGAUGUGUAGUGACUUUGUUGGGACGGAAGAUUGGUUAAUGUUAAGUGAGAAUAACUUAACGUGUUUAACAAGGAGUAGGCCUGCCGAUUCUUUCCAGUUCAUUACUCUCAAGAACUUUUGCAAUCAAUUGACAUUCAAAUGCUAUGUUCAGAUGGGUGAGAACAGUAUUGGCGGUUUGAUGAUAAGAUGUAAUGGGCCUGAUAAGACACUAAUCGAACUGAACUCUGUAACAAAGACCAUUUCACUCAAGUUACUCAAAUUCAAUCAUACCCUCACACUCCUCGAAAUUCCUCACAGAGGAAUAGAAGUGGGAUUGAAUCAUUUAUUGGAGGUGUCGGAUGAUGGUUCCGGGGGAGUGGUUCGGGCGAUGAUUGACGGCGAGGAGGUCUUUGUGAAGGAGAAUUUACCAACACAGUUAACCGGAUCCAUGGGGAUUUACAUAACCACAGGAAACGUUACCUUUGGUAACAUCACCAUUCUACCCCUUUAAUAUUUUAUACUAUA